Molecule: messenger RNA, 2684 nt
Organism: Gastrolobium bilobum
Lineage: Eukaryota; Viridiplantae; Streptophyta; Magnoliopsida; Fabales; Fabaceae
Product: pentatricopeptide repeat-containing protein At1g03100, mitochondrial
Exons: 3
Coding region: 195-2549 (784 amino acids)
Molecular function (GO): protein binding
Source: RefSeq, a predicted model, not a curated record
ACCCGACAAUGCUUUCUACCACCAGCGCUUAACAAAAGUCAUCUAAGAGCUUGUUUCAGAUAUCAAGCAAAGCUAAGAGUGAGGCUGAGGAUAUCAAGUGCUCUUUCUUACAAUCAUCUCAAUGCUGACGACAAAAUUCUUAUACUGGUUUUGAUGGACUUCAUUCUGAAAUUCACCUUCGCGAUUAGUUCAAGAUGCUUGCAAUAAGACAGCUCAAAAGAGGACCAGAUCUCCCUUUUGUCUUGUGUUUCAUGGUUGCUAAUUGCAACUAUGGCACAGCUCAAGUUUUCAAUAACAGAAGUCACCAAUCUAUUGUUAAGUCUGUUGGCCCUUAUUUAUCUAACUCAAGUUUACAAGCAUUUCUUCUGGGACUAGAGGAUCGAUUCACCCUUCAAGGACUAUGUUUCUCAACUAUGGCUGAAAGAAUCCUGGUCCAGGCUAAAGACCCAGCCAAAGUUAGUAUGGAAAUAGAAAAUGGUAUCGAUGGGAAUCAAUUAGAUUAUUCAUGGAAGUUAUUUGAGCAGCAUUUACACAUGGAGGGAUUUCCCAGAAAAUCUGUCGUCAACAAGCUUGUAACAAGUUAUGUGGAUAGUCUUGAUGUACAAUGGUUAGGAAAAGCUUAUGAAUUGGUAGAACAUGCUAUUGUUGAAGGUAAACAAGACUUGUUAGAAAAGGAGGUGCUUAUCUACCUUAGCUUUGGCCUUGCGAAAGCCAGACUACCGGUUCCUGCAUCAACCAUUUUAAGAAAGAUGAUAGAUAUGGAGCAUUUUCCCCCAGUCACUGCUUGGUCUGCAGUUUUGGCCCACAUGUCACAAACAGCAGAUGGAAGUUACCUUGCUGCUGAGUUGAUUCUUGAAAUAGGUUAUUUGUUUCAAAACAAUAGAGUGGAUCCGCGUAAAAAGAGCAAUGCACCUUUGAUAGCCAUGAAGCCAAACACGGCUGCUUUUAACAUUGCUUUGGCAGGUUGUCUUUUAUUUGAGACAACUAGGAAGGCAGAGCAACUUCUUGAUAUGAUGCCUCGAAUUGGUGUCAAAGCUGAUGCAAACUUACUGAUAAUAAUGGCACGUGUAUAUGAGAGAAAUGGGCGAAGAGAAGAGCUUAAGAAGCUGCAAAGGCACAUAGAAGACGCUCCAAAUCUAACUGAUAUACAGAUCCGUCAGUUCUAUAAUUGUCUUCUCACAUGCCAUUUGAAAUUUGGGGAUCUAGAUUCUGCAUCAAGCAUGGUUUUGGAAAUGCUUAGGAAAGCAAAGGAAGCAAGAAAUUCUCUUGCAGCAGCCAAAUUUAUGAUUGGUGCAGCUGAAAUUGAUCAUAACUAUUAUCCUGGACCGGAUUCCGUACAUAGUUUGAGCAGCAGCAAAGAUUCAGAUAGUUUAGAAAAUAACAAGCCAAUAAAAAAUGCUGUCUUAUCUUAUGAGGAGUUCUCUAAAGAUCGAAAUUUCUUAAAACUUGAAGCAGAGUCUAAUGCUGCUCUUGGUUCUUUAUUAGCUAAGUUGCAGAUGCAGGUUGACUUGAUUACCACCAAACAUGGUAUACUGCAACCAACUGAAACAAUUUAUGUGAAAUUAGUUAAAGCUUUUCUAGAGGCUGGCAAGACCAAGGAUUUGGCAGUGUUUCUUCUCAAGGCAGAAAGAGAAGAUUCCCCAUUUUCCAAUGACAAUUCUGCUUUGGUUCAUGUUAUUAAUUCGUGCAUUUCAUUUGGAUGGUUGGAUCAAGCACAUGAUCUCCUUGAUGAGAUGCGUCUUGCUGGAGUUAGAACUGGUUCAUCUGUAUAUGCCUCUCUUUUGAAAGCAUAUUGUCGAGCUAAUAGGGCUGCAGAUGUCACUUCACUUUUGAGAGACGCUAGGAAGGCUGGUAUACAGCUUGACUCAAGCUCUUAUGAGGCAAUGAUCCAAUCCAGGGUGCUCCAGCAAGAUACACAGGGAGCACUCCAACUAUUUACAGAGAUGAAAGAGGCUAGGAUUCCAAAACUCAGUCAACAAGACUAUGGCAUGAUGGCUAAAAGUGGUCCAGAGACAGAUGAAGCUGGGCUGAUGGCAAAGCUGUUGCAGGAAAUCAAGGAAGGACAGAGUGUGGAUCAUGGAGUUCAUGACUGGAAUAACGUAAUCCACUUUUUUUGUAAGAAGAGACUGAUGCAAGAUGCAGAAAAGGCUCUAAAGAAGAUGAGAAGCUUAGGCCACUCACCAAAUGCACAAACUUUCCAUUCUAUGGUCACUGGGUAUGCUGCCAUUGGAGGGAAAUAUCUGGAAGUAACAGAGCUGUGGGGUGAGAUGAAAUCUCUUGCUUCUUCAAUCUCCAUGAAGUUUGAUCAGGAACUUCUCGAUUCUGUGCUAUAUACAUUUGUGAGGGGUGGAUUCUUCAUUCGAGCCAAUGAAGUUGUGGUGAUGAUGGAAAAAGGAAAUAUGUUUGUUGACAAAUACAAGUACCGAAUGCUAUUCUUAAAAUAUCAUAAGACACUUUACAAAGGCAAGGCUCCGAAAUUUCAGACAGAAUCCCAAAUAAACAAAAGGGAAGCAGCCCUGGCUUUUAAAAGGUGGAUAGGCUUGACUUGAGAAAGUUUCAGCCAAGUAUUAGCUCUUUCAAAUUUCAAGCCAUCAUCUUCUUUACUUUGGGCUGUUGAAUUUCUAUUUUCUCUCCUUUUCUCAUUUAGAUUUAUAGAGUAAACACUAAUGUACUACCAACGUACA